This is a messenger RNA of Glycine soja, 1203 nucleotides long. RefSeq lists its product as uncharacterized. The transcript has 7 exons. NCBI's taxonomy places the organism in Eukaryota, Viridiplantae, Streptophyta, Magnoliopsida, Fabales, Fabaceae. Bases 64 to 798 code for a protein of 244 amino acids. The record is from RefSeq and is a predicted model, not a curated record.
CAAUGCCAUGUCUACACCUUUUCUAAGUCCAUUACACUAGAUUUUCUUUCUCUUACGUUUCCCAUGACCACACUCGUGCAAUUCUCUAUCAAAUGUUCAAACUUGAAGCCCAACUUCUUCCACCAUGGCAUAUACAAGAGACCCACUUGCUCUUUCUCUCGGAUAGAGACAAAGUUUGGUUCUUUUAAUGGCAAUAACUUGAAACUGACGGCAGGCAGGGUGAGCUUGUUCUUCUUGGGAGGUGAAGUGUUUAAAAAUGGGGUUUUGUGGGAAGAGAAGGGGUGCAAGAGGAAAAAGAGGGUGGUGUUGGUGAAGAAUAAUCAGGGGUUUGGCUUCAAUGGAGGAGGUGGUGGUGGUGGAAGAGAUGAUGGUGCCACUGCUAGGAUUUUGGGAAACCUUGCUUUAGCUAUUGGAUUGACUUACCUUUCUAUGACUGGGCAACUUGGUUGGAUUUUGGAUGCUAUUGUGUCCAUUUGGCUUGUUGCAGUGUUAAUACCAAUAGUAGGUCUUGGUGCUUUCCUCUGGUGGGCAGGGCGAGAUAUAAUGCAAGGCACUUGUCCAAAUUGUGGAAAUGAUUUUCAGGUUUUCAAAUCCUCUCUGAAUGAUGAUUUGCAGCUGUGCCCUUUUUGUGGUCAACCUUUUUCUGUUGUUGGCAAUGAGUUUGUGAAGGACUCUGUGAAGUUUUCAAACCAAACUACUACAUUUGGACAAGCAUUCAAUAAUUUCACCCGUUCUAGAAAAGAAAAAGAUUCUGGUAAAGCAAUUGAUGUUGAAGCUGAAAUUAAUGAUGUAGACUGAGUCUUCACAGCUAUAACAUGUUGGAUGACUACACUGAACACCAAUCUUAUUAGGUUAAAGAACAGGCUGUGGCUUGCAUUUUCCGUCAUAUUGAAGACACAAUGAAUGACACACAUUCAAGAGAGGAGUGUGAUGAGCAAAGUAACACAUUCACGAGAGGAGUUUUGUGAACAGAGUAACAUUGCAAUUGUAAUAUAAGUUUUGACAGUGAUGUUUCUCAGGUCACACCUUUAUUAUUUUGGUGUACCAAAUGCUGCUUCAUUUUUUCCUUUCAUUGUUGCAUAGAAAGUUUAGGGGUUAAUAAAGAUGCUUCAUUUCAAUGUCAGGCUACCGAUUGCUUAACCUGGCUGUAUUUGAACUAACAAAAACAACUUAAUUAAACGUUUAUUUAAAAAGUUAUUAUCA